CUUCUGGAACACACACACACACAUGAACACGCACGCACGGACGCAGAAGUUGACGCCACUUGGGGUUUUUGGUCAGAGGAGAACUCCAUGUGAAACUGAUGUGACGCGUUAUUGUGGAUUUACGCAGACUGUGCAUGUUGAAUGAACUUCCGAUACUUCCUUUGGCUGCAGAAAACUCCGGGACUUCUUCUCAUGUUAUGAACACAGAGGGUUUAGUGACCUUCUCUUGAAGUGUCUGUUUCUCGACGUCAGUCUGGGAGGAAGAAAAAAAAGGAACAGGAAGGCUGGAAAACAAGAACGAAGAUCACAUCAGAAGAACUAACAACACUGGUGUGAAGGAAACAGCAUGCACAGUAUAGGGAGGGAGGGUUGAAGGAUCUUCAGCCCUUCAACUCAGACUGUCCUCACCCUUGAGCCUGGAGCUCCGUGGCCCAGCAAUGAGUGCCAUUGUGUGCUUUCAGUCCCACACCACACCCGCUGUUAAACAGUCGGCAUGGAUAGCGGCGCAAUUGCCUUCUACAUAAGCCUGGAGCUGCUGAUUGCUGCACUGGCUGUGGCUGGAAAUGUGCUGGUGUGCUGGGCUGUUAGCCUGAACAGCAAUCUCCAGAGCAUCACCAACUACUUCGUGGUGUCCCUGGCAGCGGCCGACGUGGCUGUGGGCCUCCUUGCCAUCCCCUUCGCCAUUGUUAUCAGCACAGGCUUUUGCAGUCACUUCCAUGGCUGCCUGUUCAUUGCCUGCUUCGUCCUGGUGCUCACGCAGAGUUCCAUCUUCAGCUUGCUGGCCAUCGCCGUCGACCGCUACAUCGCCAUCAAGAUCCCGCUCAGAUACAACAGCCUGGUGACGAAUCAGAGAGCUAAAGGCAUCAUCUGUCUGUGCUGGAUCUUGUCUGUGGUCAUUGGUCUGACGCCGAUGCUCGGCUGGCACAUGCCCAGCACCAACGUCACCAACAGCACGUGUCCCCUGGGCAUGACCGAGUGUCUGUUUGAGAGAGUGGUCUCUAUGGACUACAUGGUUUACUUCAACUUCUUUGUCUGUGUUCUCAUACCAUUGGUGGUCAUGUUGGUCAUCUACGCCCGGAUCUUCAUGGCGGCUCGUCGGCAGCUCAGGCAGAUGGAGCACAAAUCAUCAUACAGCCACAGUGAGGGAGCGUCCUCGUCCUCAUCGUCUCGCUCGGUGCUGCAGAAGGAGGUCCAUGCUGCAAAGUCUCUCGCCAUCAUUGUGGGACUAUUCGCUGUCUGCUGGCUUCCUCUGCACAUCAUCAACUGCUUCACGUUGUUCUGCCCUCAAUGCCCACGCCCGCCACUCUGGAUCAUGUACCUCGCCAUUAUUCUCUCACACGCAAACUCCGUAGUGAACCCCUUCAUUUAUGCCUACCGCAUCCGAGACUUCAGAUUGACGUUUCGCAAGAUUAUUCGUCAGUAUUUCCUCAGGCGGCAUGACAGCCUGACCAAGAGCAACACCUCCACCAGGAUUAGUGUCAUUGAGUCAUCCUUUAUCAACAUGACUAAUGGCAAAGUGCCAGAUCGCAGUCCUGGGAAAAGUCUUAAAGUUGUAAAGGAAAUCCAUUGCACAGAUAGAGACUCAAAUUCCAGUCAAAAUGAUAAAAAUCCAGACGGCAGCAUUUCUGACCCACUUCCUGAUCAGAUUAGCAACGAAAUUCCUUCCGAAAUCAUGCUGGUGAAGGACUGCUGUGUUAUCACUAAUGUCAGUCUGAGCUCCAUAUCCUCAAGGACUAAACAUGUGGUGGAGCUCACAGAGGUCUCAUGAAGCAUGACAUUAGCCAAGUUCAAACAAACAUAUAGCUUUGUGUGAUCUGUACAUUUGAGGCCUGAUUCUCGCUACUGUCUGGAGCCAGAUCAGCCUCAGGAUAUGUGUACCAACAUUCGUGUGGGAACAUGGCUAUUAAAAUGUGACACAUCUCACAUGUCUGGUUUAUCGGAUGGAUUUCCCACAUGUCUCGUAAUUACAGUGCUUUUGAAGUUUUCAGUUCUCCAACAGAAACCAUGCUUCAAUGAAUCUGUACAGAAAGGUCCACAUUUAUUGUCAAACAUAAAGUCUAUUUUUUCCCCCCAUGAUGUUUCUAAUAGUUUGGGAGUUUUAGACGCACAUUCAUGUAUGCUAUGGAUGGUGAUUUUGGUACUAUAACAAGAGGGGAAGAAUUCCACAAACAUGUGCUGGCCUUGAAGAGCCAUGAAAAUCUUCAUACUAGCAAGUGAACAAGUGACAAACUUAGUGCUAGUGAUUCCACUGUCCUGUCCUGUGAUGUGUGGUUCGAUGUUUCUUCACUUCCUCCCCCUUUACCACUUUAGUUCCUUUCUACACUUAGUUCCCAUUUACUGUAUGACUUGCAAAAAAAGUAAAGAAAACCUUCUUAUGUUGUCAUUAACAACUUCGCAUUAAAUGUGUAUAGCGAUGUUAUGAGCAACUCUACAGCUUGAGUGGAAGUAGCGUUGUCGGUACCUCUGGCAAGAGAAGUGUCAAUGAAUGCAAAUCAAACAAACCACCAUAACAUAUCAAAUGAGACCUAAAUACCAGCGACAAGCUACAACGGACACAAGUGACUUGUCACCUGCUAGUGUGUUUAAGUAAGACUUGACAAAUGUUAGCAAGUAGACGCGGAUUGUACAAAAUGUGGUGUUGCGUGAACUCAAGAAAGAAAAGGAAAGGAUUUAUAGGAAGUUAAGUGGAGCAUGAGCUGAGGUAUUUCUCUCAAACUUCAUAGCUCCAUUUUGUGCCAGUGUGCAUGGGGUAUCACCGGUUUUGGAGUUGUUGUGAGGUAUAAACAGUGAAGCUGAAUUCACAAAGAAAUCCAGGAAGUGUUGUUAUUAAUUUAGGAAACAAUGAGGACAUUGUGGCAUGUAAAAUGACACUCUGUUGACCCUCAGUACAAUGGCCAGUAUAACGAAUGAUAGAUAGAUAGAUAGAUAGAUAGAUAGAUAGAUAGAUAGAUAGAUAGA
Messenger RNA from Hemibagrus wyckioides, 2958 nucleotides. RefSeq names its product adenosine A2a receptor b (gene adora2ab). The record is from RefSeq and is a predicted model, not a curated record. NCBI's taxonomy places the organism in Eukaryota, Metazoa, Chordata, Actinopteri, Siluriformes, Bagridae. Gene Ontology annotation, cellular component: membrane. The coding region runs from base 494 to 1768 and encodes 424 amino acids. Gene Ontology annotation, molecular function: G protein-coupled adenosine receptor activity. Gene Ontology annotation, biological process: adenylate cyclase-activating G protein-coupled receptor signaling pathway; G protein-coupled adenosine receptor signaling pathway. The transcript is spliced from 3 exons.